GAUAGAAAGACAAUCUAGUAUCAUAAGUUUUAUCAUUUCAAUUUUAGAAUACAACUUGGUACAAAAUCUAGUGAAACAAAUAAUACAAUUAUCAGUUAACAAUCAUGGCUGAUACACCGCCCGAAGGGGAACCUGUCACAGAGAAUGUACAAACCGCUGGAGCGAACGCUGCUGUUGAAAGUGCUCCAAGCAAGGAGAAGGAGGAGAAGUCUGUUGCUGUCGCUAUAAGUAAGGAAAAGCCAAGCAAGGGCAAAGACAAAUCAUCAAGAACUGAGAAGCAGUCAACCAGCCAGCGGGCAUCUCUAAGUAAAUCCACAAUGGGCGGGGUGACCAGCCCCCUUGGCCUGGCUGCCCAGCAAAAGGCCACUUUGCGCUAUAUGCCCACAUAUCGUUUGGAGCCAAAGAAUCCUUUAAAGAAAGAGCGCCUUGAGAUUAUAAUUAAGGCCGUAAUGAAUAAGAGCUACAACGAGGAAUAUAUGUUUCAUCCAAAGCAUUCGUUGCACAUGGCCGCUCAGGUCAGCGAGGAGAUUAAAAAUCGCAUCAAGCUUCAGAAUUUUGAUAGAUAUCGUUAUAUAGUAAUCGUUUCAGUGGGCGAAUAUCUAAUGCAAGGUCUCUAUUCCAUGAUUAACUUUCUAUGGGAUGCUGAGAAAGAUGGUUUUGUGAGCUACGUUGUGGAGACACCAAGAUAUUUUGCCAUUUGCACUGUAUUUUAUAUAUAUUACGAUUAAUCCCAGAUUCCAAUAUUUUGCUGCAAAUGAUUAAAAAUUAAUGUUAAAAAAACAA
Messenger RNA from Drosophila willistoni, 783 nucleotides. RefSeq names its product dynein light chain Tctex-type 5. The record is from RefSeq and is a predicted model, not a curated record. NCBI's taxonomy places the organism in Eukaryota, Metazoa, Arthropoda, Insecta, Diptera, Drosophilidae. Gene Ontology annotation, biological process: microtubule-based movement. Gene Ontology annotation, cellular component: cytoplasmic dynein complex; cytoplasm. Bases 105 to 728 code for a protein of 207 amino acids. The transcript has 4 exons. Gene Ontology annotation, molecular function: dynein intermediate chain binding.